Rosa chinensis is the source of this 1142-nucleotide messenger RNA. RefSeq lists its product as uncharacterized. The transcript has a single exon. NCBI's taxonomy places the organism in Eukaryota, Viridiplantae, Streptophyta, Magnoliopsida, Rosales, Rosaceae. Bases 12 to 872 code for a protein of 286 amino acids. The record is from RefSeq and is a predicted model, not a curated record.
GGUGCAACAUUAUGGCUUCAAACUCGGUACCUUCUUUUUUGACGAAACAGGAGGUGUACCUAUUUCAUGCAAUGGACAGAGAGCUCUACAGCAUUCUGGUGAUCCUUCUCUGUCGCGAUCCAGUGGAGUCUAUGAAGGUUAUGGCCUUGUGGCUCUGGCUGGAGAAGUUGGGGUUUCGAAAUGUUGUGAAGAGGAUGCUGGCUUUACCUCUCAUCUUGAUCAAUGAACUAGCAGAUGAGACAGUCACAUGCCUCAAUGCCAUCAAUGGAACCCUUUUCUCCUACUUAUCCGAAAGCUAUGACAUUCCACUCCUACAAGCCUUUAUGACCAGAGAAAUUUCUGUCCACUUCUUCUAUGAACACCGCCUGGUUGCUGCCAUGGGUAUCGCCGAAGUUGGCAGGGAUGUGUGCGUCAAAGCUUUAAGUGACAUCAUGGCACAUGCCAUUGAAAGAAAUAACCUUGCUUAUCAGAACGCAACAGCAGCAAAUCAAAGCCAGGGGAUGCUAUCACCUUCCAAUAUUCGCCAACAGCCACCGCCGGUGAGAAGAAACGAGGUGCCACCACAGGAUAGGACCAUGUUUGUCACAUUCUCUAAGGGGUACCCAGUUCAUGAGUUUGAGGUGAUACAGUUCUUUACUAGACUUUAUGGAGAUUGCAUUGAGUCUUUGCAGAUGCAGGAAGUGCAGCCUUUUGAGCAAGCACUGUAUGGGAUAAUUGUGUUUUAUUCUGCUAAUACUGUUGAAGCCAUACUCAAUGGUAUGAGCAAGGCAAAGUUCACCAUAAGUGGGAAGCAUGUAUGGGUGAGAAAAUAUGUGGCAAGACGCACAAGGGCUCCUUCGGUUCCACCCAUGAUGUGGCCUCAAAACCUUUGAUCAUAGUUUGUUUUUCUGUGGGGAUCUUUCUAUGGUGGAUUUCUGUUAAAAUAAGUGAGAAAUUAGAUCGCGACUCACGUGGCGUUCAUAGUUUGUGCAGGUUAUGGUUUGUUCUCUGUGACGAUCUUUGUAUGGUGUAUCUGUGUUGAAUAAAUGAGAUUCACGACUCAAUCUUGGGGAAGUAGGGAUCUUCUUGGCAAUUAGUACUGAGAAAGAUAUGCAAUGUACAAGAUACGCAUCGAUUGUUUUGAAUCAUGUCACGUGAUCGAU